CUUUUCCUCCCCACUUGCUCUGCCCCUCAUAAGAGCAUCCUGGUCCUAGUCUGCUCUCCCAUUUGCUUAACUUCAUUCAGACUAGGAUAGAAAGCAGUGUCUCCAGUCUUCAUUUGGACCUUGGACAGCUCUUCAUUGCAGCAGGACAAAGCAUUUGCUAAUACACCAUGGACAUGACCAAGGCUAACAGUGUGUUCAGGGCUGGUCCACCAAACAACCCAAACAUCAUGCAGAUGGGACAUGUUGUGUACAUGUCCUCUCAGACCAGUAAGAAGAAGGUCUCAGGGCAGAGUGAAGCGUAUGGGUCCAUGCAGAUCAUCGUUGCUUUUGUCCACAUUGGCCUUGGAGGCAUCUUGUUGUACUCCGCGAAGGAUUUUGCCCCAUUGAUCAUGACUUAUGGGUACCCGUUCUGGGGCGGAGGGCUGUUCUUUCUUUCUGGGUUGCUUGCAUCGUUAUCAGCCACAAGUACCAUAGGUUCGGCAGUCAGUAGCCAUAUAUUCAACACCUUCAGUAUCCUUGCUGCAUUAGCUGGUGGAAUACUCUUGGGAAUUGAUUUGUUUAAAAUUUCCAUCCUAAACAUGCGGCAGCUUUCCAUCCCGCUUCUGGAAAAAAUUGGUUUACCAUCCAGCUAUUUCUUAGCUGUGCGCUGCGAAGAUGGCCUCAUCCCUCUGGAUUACUGUCGGGCCCUCAGAUCUUAUGAGACGGGGAUGUUGGCCUUGAUGUUGAUCUUCACUAUAUUCCAGAUCAUUUUUUCCUCAAAUACUUUCUGCUCUAAGUCGGUCAAGAAUAAGGUUGCAGGAGAUCUCAGUUCGGAGGAAGUGCAAGAGUUUUCCUUGAUGCCGACAGCAUAUCAGUGAAAACAGGUCCCUCUGAGCCACAACUCACCACAAUCAGCUACCACUAUACAUCCAAGAACAAACUCUAAACAGCUUCUAUUAAUCAAGAGCACAUGUCCCUACUGGAGAGAUUUCCUUCAGUCCCGUUCUCCUCCCAGUCACAGAUGGGACUUCUCCCUCAUUGUCUGUCAUAUCCAUCCCAGGUGCUGUUUCCAUGGUAAACAGAAAGCAAGAUUGAUAAUGACAAGGAGAGGCACUCGCUAGCUUUAUCCACCCCCUUGAAAAAUGCCUCCUGAGCAUCUCUCAUGCCUGCUUCCUCAAUAGGAGGUUAGAAAUGGAUCUUGGCUUUUCAUUUUGCUUGAUAUGAGUGUACUAGGAAAGACAGGAGUUUACCUUGCAAGCUACAAAUGAGCCGGUUUCCCUGAUCACUUUGCAGACUUUGAAAGCUAUCAUGAUUCUUUACUGAGAUGGCAUAAGGUGUGUCCUGCAUUGUGUUCUCAGUACAUAUUGUGUUUCCAGUAAUGAUCAUGGAGAGAUUUUACAGCAGAGACAAUAAAUGUAUCAAAUGCUUUUUUCCCCAUUGCUUAUACAUUUUAGGCUGAUUUAUGCAAGGCAGGUUUUUGUUUUUAUAUCUGCGUGACAAAGUGGUUCACCUCCAUCUGCGAGUGACAAAUAUACGUUCCCUAUUUAUAAAAUGACCCAUGUGGUAUUCUGCUGAAUGAUUCCU
Molecule: messenger RNA, 1563 nt
Organism: Alligator sinensis (Chinese alligator)
Lineage: Eukaryota; Metazoa; Chordata; Crocodylia; Alligatoridae
Product: B-lymphocyte antigen CD20-like
Exons: 7
Coding region: 168-857 (229 amino acids)
Biological process (GO): cell surface receptor signaling pathway
Cellular component (GO): plasma membrane
Source: RefSeq, a predicted model, not a curated record